This is a messenger RNA of Rhinichthys klamathensis goyatoka, 1638 nucleotides long. RefSeq names its product Bardet-Biedl syndrome 4 (gene bbs4). The record is from RefSeq and is a predicted model, not a curated record. The transcript has 16 exons. Gene Ontology annotation, biological process: cilium assembly; protein localization to cilium. Bases 36 to 1622 code for a protein of 528 amino acids. Gene Ontology annotation, molecular function: protein binding. Lineage: Eukaryota; Metazoa; Chordata; Actinopteri; Cypriniformes; Leuciscidae. Gene Ontology annotation, cellular component: ciliary basal body.
AAGCGUCCGCCGGAAGUGAGGAGGACAGGAGCGUGAUGGCGGACGACGCGAUAAAAACGGAUGUGCAGCUGCCUGCGGCCACAGACCUCAAGAAACCUCGUCUAAAGAAAGCUCCUGAGCUCCCAAUUCUGGAGAGGAGAAACUGGCUUAUACAUCUGCAUUACAUCCGCAAAGAUUAUGAGACCUGCAAGGCCAUUAUUAAAGAACAGCUGCAUGAAACUCAAGGCAUGUGUGAAUAUGCUGUGUAUGUACAAGCUCUGAUCAUGCGGUUAGAAGGGAAGAUCCAGCAGUCUCUGGAGUUGUUUCAGAGUUGUGCAAUCCUCAACCCCAAAAGCUCAGACAACCUCAAGCAAGUGGCGCGAUCACUUUUCCUAUUAGGGAAGCACAAAGCUGCUAUCGAGGUUUAUAAUGAAGCAGCGCGUCUCAAUCAGAAAGAUUGGGAGAUCAGCCAUAAUCUGGGCAUUUGCUACAUCUACACCAAAGACUUAAGAAGUGCAGAAGAGCAGUUAAACUUGGCAUUACAGCUGAAUAAACACGAUCUGACCUUCAUGAUGCUGGGAAAAAUCCACGUACUGCAGGGGGACACGGAGAAAGCCAUCGACGUCUACAAGAGCGCUGUGGAGUUUUCUCCUGAGAACACGGAGCUGUUGACCACGCUGGGACUGCUCUACAUGCAGCUUGGGAAAUACCAGAAAGCCUUCGAGCACCUCGGGAACGCUCUGACAUACGACCCCAAUAACUUCAAGGCCAUCCUCGCGGCCGGCAGUAUGAUGCAGACUCAUGGAGAUUAUGACGUGGCCAUGAACAAGUAUCGUGUAGCGGCUUACGCUGUCCCCGAGAGCCCCCCGCUCUGGAAUAACAUCGGCAUGUGCUUCUUCGGCAAAAAGAAAUACGUUGCUGCCAUCAGCUGUCUGAAGAGGGCCAACUAUCUGUCUCCGUUUGAUUGGAAGAUCCUGUAUAAUCUGGGUUUGGUUCACCUCACCAUGCAACAGUACGCGUCAGCUUUCCACUUCCUGAGCGCCGCCAUCAACCUGCGGCCACGCAUGAGCGAGCUCUACAUGCUUCUGGCCGUUGCCCUGACCAAUCUGGAUGACGCGGAUAACGCCCGCAGGUCUUACGAACAGGCGGUUCAGCUCGAUGAGUCAAACCCGCUGGUGAACCUGAACUUUGCGGUGUUCCAGUAUAAUCAGGGCGAUAAGAAGGCCGCCCUGCAGCAGUUCCAGGAGAUGGAGAGGAAAGUCAACGCUCAGGUUGAGAAUGACAGCAACACAGAGUUUGACCCUGAGAUGGUUGAAAUGGCUCAGAAAAUAGGCACUGCUCUACAGGCGGGUGAGAACCUGUACUGGAGCAAACCAGGCAAAGACGGCAAGACCAGCCACCGGUCCUCCUCCUCCAGCAAAACCAGCAGCUCCCAGCAGCCCCUGGGCACCAACCAGGCCCUGGGUCAGGCCAUGUCUUCAGCCGCAGGCUACAGCAAGAGCAUGCAGAUCUCCACAGUGCCCGAAGCGGAUGUGAGCAUCGCCCCGUCUCCCCCUACAGUCACUCCCGGAGACCCUGAGGAUGAGGAUGAACCCGACAAACUCACAGAGAAGAAGAGUAAACCCAAAGCAGUGGCUGAGUAGAGCUCAAACUACAUCU